Molecule: messenger RNA, 4685 nt
Organism: Manis pentadactyla (Chinese pangolin)
Lineage: Eukaryota; Metazoa; Chordata; Mammalia; Pholidota; Manidae
Gene: TAL1
Product: TAL bHLH transcription factor 1, erythroid differentiation factor
Exons: 5
Coding region: 545-1528 (327 amino acids)
Biological process (GO): regulation of transcription by RNA polymerase II
Molecular function (GO): RNA polymerase II cis-regulatory region sequence-specific DNA binding; DNA-binding transcription factor activity, RNA polymerase II-specific; protein dimerization activity
Source: RefSeq, a predicted model, not a curated record
AAACUGCCAAAUUAAAAUGAAUCAUUUGGCCCAUAAUGGCCGAGGCGCUUAUCGGGGGCGAGCGGACCAGCAGCAGCGCCUUAUCUCCGCGGCGCACGCGGCCCCGGCGCGCCUCGGCCCAUGCUAACGAGGCCUGGGACGUGAGCGGGAUUAGAGCCGCGGCGGAGCGGGCGCGCGGGCGGGGCCCGGCGGGGCGGGCUCGGCGCCGGGCCGGGCCUCAAAAUGGCCACGCGCGUCCCCCCGAAGCGGCAGAACGUGAGCAUCCCGGCCCUUUUCUAGGGGAAAGCAACCUGCGGCAGCCCUCCGGGGUCCCGACCACCACCUCCUCCUGGUCCGCACUCGCCGCGGAGGCCUUCGCUCCUCUUCCCACGGUUCCUUUCGACCGCCCCGGACCACACCGCGGCCUAACUGCUGGUCUCUCAGCGAGAAAGGGGGAAAGCAAAGACCCUCGGCCGCAACCUGGACCUCGGCUCCCGCCCUUCCUGGGCUGCAGAGGAGUGGAGAUCCUAUUCGGAGGGGCCGGUGUCUCUAAAUAUGCCCCAGGAUGACGGAGCGGCCGCCAAGCGAGGGGGCACGCAGUGACCCCCCGCUAGAGGGACGGGACGCGGCCGAGGCCCGCAUGGCCCCCCCGCACCUGGUCCUGCUGAACGGCGUCGCCAAGGAGACGAGCCGCGCGGCCCCGCCGGAGCCCCCAGUCAUCGAGCUGGGCGCGCGCGGCGGCCCGGGGGGCGGCCCCGCCGGUGGGGGCGGUGCCGCGCGAGACUUAAAGGGCCGUGACGCGGCGGCGGCCGAAGUGCGCCAUCGGGUGCCCACCACCGAGCUGUGCAGACCUCCGGGGCCAGCCCCCGCGCCGGCCCCCGCGGAGCUGCCCGGCGACGGCCGCAUGGUGCAGCUGAGCCCGCCCGCGCUGGUCGCCCCCGCCGCCCAGGGCCGCGCGCUGCUCUACAGCCUCAGCCAGCCGCUGGCCUCGCUCGGCAGUGGUUUCUUUGGGGAGCCAGAUGCUUUCCCUAUGUUCACCACCAACAACCGAGUGAAGAGGAGACCUUCCCCUUAUGAGAUGGAGAUUACUGAGGGUCCCCACACCAAAGUUGUGCGGCGCAUCUUCACCAACAGCCGGGAGCGAUGGCGGCAGCAGAAUGUGAAUGGAGCCUUCGCUGAGCUCCGUAAGCUGAUCCCCACGCAUCCUCCUGACAAGAAGCUCAGCAAGAAUGAGAUCCUCCGCCUGGCCAUGAAGUACAUCAACUUCCUGGCCAAGCUGCUCAAUGACCAGGAGGAGGAGGGCACCCAGCGGGUCAAGCCUGGCAAGGACCCUGUGGUGGGGUCUGGUGCAGUGGGUGGGGGGGGCGGGGGCGGCGCACCUCCAGACGACCUCCUGCAGGAUGUACUCUCCCCCAACUCCAGUUGCGGCAGCUCCCUGGAUGGGGCAGCCAGUCCAGACAGCUACACAGAAGAGCCAGUGCCCAAGCACACGGCCCGCAGCCUCCACCCUGCCAUGCUGCCCACCACUGAUGGAGCCGGCCCUCGGUGAUGGGCCCAGGGCCACUCAGGACCAGCCAGGAGGGUGCCCUGCAGCCUCUGGGACCAUGGGCUUCAGGGCAGGUGGGGUGGGAACUGGGCAGCUCUGCAGCAGGGCAAUGGACUUGACGAGCUUUCCUUGAUGUCUGAACUUUGGGAGGCCCCCACUGGCCCAGGGCUGACUUUCCUGCUUCCUGCCUCAGUAGGAGAACAGAAAAUGGAGCAAAGUGGUAGGUACUUUUUAUGAAGAUGGCACGGUCUUCCUCCUCCCCCAACUCCCUAAGACUUUUCAAGAGGCCUGAGAGGCGCUGCUUUUGGCCCAGAGCUUGGAAGCCUAGUCCUUGCUGAGGCCUGGGAUUGUCAGCUCUCACCUGAGGCAUCCGGCAGCCUCUGCCUUGCCUUUAGCCCCUCCCAAGCUGGCUGGGGUGGCUCUUGUGGCCACUCUGUCCAAAUGUGUAGGUACCCAAAAGCUUCCCAUCUGUGGGUGAGCCCCAUCUUCACCCAGGCCUGUGUUGGUCCACCCAGCUUGCCAGCUGCUGCAGAGAGUCACAAGCCUUGAGGUGCCUUCUUCAGGGCCUGGUUGAAGAAGAUGGCCAGUGGACAGCCUGCUCUCGACUAGCUGGGCCAGAAGGUCAAAAAGCCCAGUAGCCCUUAUUUCUUGCCCUGGGGAUAAAAGCUCUGCUUUCUCCCCAACAAGUCUUGCCUCCCUAAUCCUUGUGGCUUUGGGGACCAAGUCUGCAGCUGUGAGUGUCCCCUGUUGGGCCUUGUGUGAAGGCAGAGAACAGGAAAAUGAUUAGGGUAAAAUUGAGCAAGAGCUGUUUGGGGCAUGUGGGCUUCAAAUGCUGGUGGUGUCUCAGAACUACCUGUGUGUAUUCUCAGCUACACAUGACUGUUCAUGUGGUGAGCAAAUGCCAGGAUGCUGGUGGGCAUAUGUUGGUGCUCAGAGUAUAUGUGCAGCCCCAUCUGUGCUUCUCAUAGAUGCUCAGAAACACUCCCUGCUGCAGGAUGCCUGUUUGCUAAUGGUCAGGUCUUUGUUCUGAACCAAACUGAGCACAAACACUGUCCUGUGAAUUCCUGGCAUUUGGGAGUUUUGCUUGACAUCUGUUAUUGGUGGGAUCUUCAGGUCUUGAUAUGACCCAGGAUCAGCCCCACUUGUAGGGCAUGGGAAAUCCAAUUCAGAGACCAGGCCCUGGCUGAGACUGAAACACAUGCCCAUUCCCUUAGCAGAAUCUUAAACACCCCUUGGUUGUGCAGCUUUCAGUAAUCAAGAGUGUGUAUGGGAGGCUGGCUUAAAGCAACAGGAGCACCUCCUCCAAAAGUUGUACAUGAAGUUUUUGUAAAUCAAAUCCUUUCCCUUCAUCUUUUAAAGGGAUACUACUGCAAAUCCUUUUGUAAAGCAAAGAUCCUUUCGUAGAAUGGACUGCUGCCCCCUGUUAUGGUAGGAUGUGGUUUUCUUAAGGCUAGGCUUGCCUGUAACUGCAUCCCAAGUCCAUGGAACAGACUGCACACAAGUCCAGCUCACCUGUCAGUUUACCCUCAAGUCGACCAGCCAUCCCCCACUAGGCUGUGCUUCUGAGGCCAGAGGAAAAGCAAUUCUAAAUGGCCCUGCUCCUUUCAGAGUGAUGCAGAAAAACCAUUGCUGUGACUUUUGCUAAAGGCCCUCACGCAUUUUGGGUUUCAGCCUGAUGGCUUGCCCUCACGGUGGUGGAGCCUCAAGUACAGCCAUCAGCAGGGAGGGAACAAUCCCCCCGCCAUCUUCCUUUUAAGUUGUGAGGUUCAGUCUAUGACACUGGGGGCAACAUGGUUAACAUUUGUAGCCCUCUGACUCUCUGUCUCAUUCUAGCCUCUCAACAUUAUAUUUUUAUAACACUGGGAUUGAUUCUGUUCCAAUACUUGGAAGCUCCUGGGAAAAAUCCCAUCUCUCUAAAGAUGGAGCAUUUGUCCAAGGUCCUGUACCGCUCUGUUUGCUUCCAGUGGAUUAAUCUGACUUGGGAGUGUAAAGUGGUCCCUAUGCGGAUGGGUAGAUAAGUUAUAGGAGAUGAUCACACAUUCUAUCAGGAACGCAAGCUUCUGGCUCUCUUUCCUCAGACUUGCAGAGAGACCUGGAUGAGUUCUCUCUCUGAAUGUCCAUUUCUCAUAAACACCCUGGCUUGGCCUGUCUCCUAGGGCUGUGGUGUGAACUGAGAGGCAUCAUGAAAGUAGAAGCGUUUGAGAUCAGAAAGAACUCUGUUGCCCUCAAUAAAAUAUAAUUCCCAGUGUGGUUUCCCACCCGAGUCCAGGUCCUGGACAGUGGGCCCAUCUGCCUGACUGUACAGCCUUUGGGUAAUUUAGGUUCUAAGCCACUUUCACCUAAGUUAUCUAGAUAGUACUCAAUUCUCUAGAUGGACUUCAUUUUCAUCUCAUUCCAGGGCAAGGCAUAGGAGUGAGACUAGCAAAGAGAUACGGGACAUGGGCAGAAUAUGUAAAAUGUAAUAAAGCUGCCCCAAGUGGGCCUGGGUAGGCAUGGGCCAUGCUUCAUGUCUUAAGAACUAGAGUAGCUCCAUAAUUUUUAUUUUCAUUUCCGACACCUCCCCUCCUACCACACCCUUCUUUCUCUGCUUUUUCCCACUCAUGAAGAAAUGGCAGCAUUCCAAGAAUAGUACGUGUACAAAAGAGAAAACAUAAAGGUAAAAAACAUGAGAAUAAAGAUGACCAUAAUGACUGGAGGGAAUCACAUCUUUUAAGAAAAAUUCACAUCCUUUUAUUUGUAGUGGCAAAUGAUGAGAUGGUACAACCUUUAUCCUUUUCCGAGAGCCAAGGGCACAGCAUCUGUUGUCAGUCAGCAACUAUCUCGGCCUUUGGGGGAGGCCUAGUCGUACUUGUGAUUUCAAUGGUACGUCGCCCCCUGCCGAAGGCUUGCCCCCUGCCCGUGUACAUAGCGCAUUGUUCCUGUGGGCGGGCCCAGCACUUUCCGUCAAUGUUGUACUGUACGUGAUAAAUUGCGUUGGUCUCUGCAUUUUUCUGCAGAAGAGGAGUAGCCGCUCCAGGUACCUUGACCUUUGUACAGCCCAGAGGCCAACACUGUGGGCGUGUGACUCUUUAGCAACAAAACUCCAUGUGGUGAUGAUGUGUGUGUGUAUAUAUAUAAGGAUCUAUUGGGAAGAUUUCUAAAUAAAAGUUUUACAAAGGGG